Syzygium oleosum is the source of this 1534-nucleotide messenger RNA. RefSeq names its product UDP-glycosyltransferase 91C1-like. The transcript is spliced from 2 exons. Lineage: Eukaryota; Viridiplantae; Streptophyta; Magnoliopsida; Myrtales; Myrtaceae. The record is from RefSeq and is a predicted model, not a curated record. The coding region runs from base 1 to 771 and encodes 256 amino acids.
AUGCCCGUGGACGCUUACAACUAUAAUGAGAAUAUAGACAUUCUUUUUAUCCCCUUCUUCCAUCUCUCCAGACACUUGGCGCAAAAGGGUCACAAAAUCUCUUUCAUCUCAACACCAAGAAACCUCCAAAGGCUCCCCAAAAUACCCCAAAACCUCUCUCCGCUCGUCAACCUCGCAUCCCUCCCUUUCCCUCACAUACCCAACUUAACACCCCAUGCAGAGUCCUCCACUGACGUUACCUACUCCAAGCAAAUGCUCCUCAGAAUGGCCCUCGACGAGUUACAACCGACCAUAACAUGUUUCGUUGAAUCCUCAAAACUCGAUUGGAUGAUCUGUGACUUUGCUUCUCACUGGCUUCCUCCCACAGCGGCUGAGCUCAGUGUUCGUUGCUGCUUCUUCGGCCUCUUUAACGCUGCGUUGCAUUGCUUAGUUGGCCCACCAUCAGUCCUCGUCGGCGGCUCAGACCCUCGAAAGAUGGUCGAGGAUUUUUUCCGUGUCCCCGAGUGGAUUCCCUUUGAGUCCAAUGUUGUUUUCCGUUCGUAUGAGAUCACCAAGUUUAUUCAGGCUUCGAGUGAGUACACUUCUGUAACACCUGAUAUGGUGCGUAUGGGAGCAACGAUAAGAGACAGCGAGGUUGUGGCUGUGAGGACGUGCAACGAGCUUGAACCUGAGUGGUUUGAUCUCUUGGGGGAGUUAUCCUCGGCGGCAACCUUCCUCCAUUCACAAGAAUACCAGCAACAGUUAAUCCUUUACUUGCACUCUAAGUUAUAGAUCUAAAAACCCGCCACAACUGCUCAAUUUAACCGAAUUGAGACGUCUAUUAGACUCAGGAAAAGCAAGGUGUUUACCAUUGAUCGACUAGAGGUGCAAACUGAGAUCAUCAUCAGCAUAAAGCACGAUCCGUCCAUUCUGUGAGGCAACCAGCUUUGACAAAGCACUGCCUGACGGAUGGCGCAAAGAUCCAACAUAUCUCCCUUCCCUCAAGGUAUGGAAGAUGCUGGUUCCAUCUUUGGACCCACUGAUGACUUUAUCAAGCUCCGUGCUGAUAUACAAUCAUGUAAUUAUAUCGUCACGGCCACAGAGAAAAUGGAAAGGAGUUUCAGCAACAACAUAAUCUUUUUGAUGAAUCUCAGCUUGCAAGUUCCUAGUCUUUUUUCGGGAGCUUUGACAUGAUAAACUUCCCUCACCAUUACAGUGGUAUCAUAACUUCCAGUAGCAAGGACACUUCCAUCAGAUGCCACUGCAGCAGAAUGGAAGAGAUAAUUUGUAAAGUGAUUCUGCAGUUUCAUCCACCAUUACAUGCCACAAUAAUACCGGCAAAUCAAUGAGAAUGGGUAUAGCAACAUCUUUUCUCAAAAAGUAAGACUUUGAAUAUACUACAUCAAUAUGCAGGUCCAACAGUCACAGUUCGCUAGUAAUUGUUAACAGUGCAAUUCGAUUUGUUAGCCAUAACUCGUCUCUGUCUUUUCUGGUUGUCACUGGUAGCAUAUUGCUUUGAAUGUAUUACAUACUACACUUUUUUCCAUUUAAUAAA